CAACAUCCACAGAAGGCGGAAUUCUAUUUUUCAACAUUUCAACUGUCUGCGUUUGCAAACUUUAAUAGUGCCGGACCGGAGCAAAAGUGUAUGGAUGCCGCAGACUAAAACUAUCGCACACACAACCAAAGCAUCUUCAUUAACUGUUGCUGUUGUUGUCGUUCAGGCGGUCGGUCAUUCUGCACUGUAUUGACAUCAGACAACAUCCCAUCUUAUCGGAGGGUAUCAGUAGUCUAGCAGACGACUACACCAAGAAGGAAGUGCACGGUUGAUCGGUCGCUACGGUGACAUCAAUAGUUUCGAAAGCCAAACAUUGAACUCGAUUGAUACGACGUGUAUCAUGCAAUAAGGAUAGUGAGGAAGUCGAUAGAGAUCUUUGUUCAAUUGGUGAAGUGAUUCCUCCAUCCUUGAACUUGAUCUGCCAGUGUGUUAGCGAACCGAACGCAUCGGAGCAGUGCACUGCAAUGCAAGAAAGUAGCACGGAACGCAUCAUCAUUUCUUCUGUUCGCAAAAGAUUUCUCGUUCAUGCUGUGUAGGAUUUUCGCCAGGUGAAUGGCUGCCAAUCGUGCGCAAAAUUCGGUCAUUAUCAUCGUUUUGCGAAUGUUGUGUACAAUCGGCAAUAAAUAAAUAAUCUUCAUUGAGGCUGCCCGACUGCUAAUGCGACCUUUAAUAUUCUGUGAUUGUACGUCGAAACGUGAGCAAGGUUCUCUACACGGGCUGCUGAUUUCUUGCUUAUUCGGUUUGAUAAUGGCUCCCUGUUAAUCAUUUAUAAUAGAGUCGAUUAUCGAGUCCUGAUUGCAUACAAUUGGUUCAAUUGACGGAAAACAUCAAUCAUCACAGAUAUCAUGCCGACCACAAGGGCCCCAGUUCAGUCACCAAUUGUGCUUAGCCAGCGAGAGACUAGUUUCAAGGACUGCGUUCAACCCCUGGAAUACCACGGUCACUGGGACGGUCAGGGAAAUGCCAAAAUACUCAACAAUGGAGCGUCUGCUAUGAUUACAUUCUCGGACCGCUCGUUCCGGCCAUUCAUCAUCGGAGGUCCCCUAGAAGACAACAAGUACAUUUUCGAGCAAUUGCACUUCCAUUGGGGUGUCGAGGAUGACUCUGGUUGUGAGCACAUCCUGGAGGGUAAUACCUACUCCAUGGAGGCGCACGCCGUUCACUACAACACCAAGUACGCAAGCUUUGCGGAGGCGGUUGACAAACCCGACGGGCUGGCGGUGAUCGGAUUCUUUGUGCACGCUUACGGCGACAUUGACUGUCCUGAGUUUGACAAAAUCGUAAACGGUAUCAAGUACGUCACGAAGCCCAACUCUGAGUCGAAGAUAGAUGCCGAUUGUCUUUCAUGGAUGGGACUGCAAGACUUAAGUCGCCAUUAUUAUACAUACAAGGGUUCCUUAACAACCCCACCGUACUACGAGAGCGUCACCUGGAUCGUUUACAAAACGCCAGUGUACGUUUCUAGCCGACAGAUAGAUGCUUUCCGGCAGUUACAGUCCUGCCCGAAGGAUUCCAAUAAAAAGAUUGUCAACAACUACCGCGAGGUGCAGGUGCACAAGGUCAGUCCCGAGGUCGUGUUUGUUCGGAACAGCAACGGACGACUACGAUCGAAGCUGUAAGCUUCGAGUCAUAAAGGAUAUUGGACGAACUAAAUUUAAUAGAUGAGCUUGCCUUUCCUUGGAUAAUAGUUCUAAGUAGGGUUAGACGGGUGUUUGUUGAUUAAGAUUUGUAAAUUGUUGAUACAUACAUUUUUUUUGUAUAUUAACCUGUGUGUUAUUUAGCCGAUCGGAGAUGCUUAUCUGAUGUUUGGGCCAAUCGCAUAUAAAUUACUAUCAACUCUA
This is a messenger RNA of Armigeres subalbatus, 1841 nucleotides long. It is a transcript of the gene CAH3, whose product is annotated as carbonic anhydrase 2. Bases 846 to 1619 code for a protein of 257 amino acids. The transcript has 5 exons. Lineage: Eukaryota; Metazoa; Arthropoda; Insecta; Diptera; Culicidae. The record is from RefSeq and is a predicted model, not a curated record. Gene Ontology annotation, molecular function: zinc ion binding; carbonate dehydratase activity.